This is a messenger RNA of Neoarthrinium moseri, 1716 nucleotides long. RefSeq lists its product as uncharacterized. Lineage: Eukaryota; Fungi; Ascomycota; Sordariomycetes; Amphisphaeriales; Apiosporaceae. Gene Ontology annotation, molecular function: CoA-ligase activity. The record is from RefSeq and is a predicted model, not a curated record. Bases 1 to 1716 code for a protein of 571 amino acids. The transcript has 3 exons.
AUGACACUUUGGAAAUCCCCUCAUCCUGAAUUAGACUUCCCAACCAAUCUCACUACUUGGGAAUGGGCUUUUGAGUCCGAGGAGUUCUCGCCAUGUCGUGGGGACCCCGCAACCCUUGGGGGUUACAGUAACGCCGCUACCAGGGAACGUCUCAACUUUGCUGAGGUCAAGAAAACAGCCACACAAUUAAGCACUAUUCUAGUGCUCAAGUAUGGACUGCAGCCGCAGCAGACGGUCUCGUUGUUCAGCUCCAAUACAAUAUGGUACCCGGUUGCUAUGUGGGCUACUGUCAGGGCAGGCGGGAGAGUCAACGGCGCAUCGCCUUCGUAUACAGUCGAGGAGAUGGUCCAUGCCCUUCAGACUGCGGAAGCCAGAUUCUUGAUGACGAUACCCAGCUCUCUCGAAAUCGCCCUGGCUGCUGCUACCGGCGCGGGCAUACCCAAGGAUCAUGUUCUACUUCUAGAGGGUUCUGCACCUGGAUUCACUAGCAUCCAACAGCUGAUAUCUCUCUACGAGCAUGAUCAGUAUAGAGCUGUUCCGUUCUAUCACAUCCCGAUGGGCAAGACGAACAAAGAUAUAUGCGGCUACCUCAACUUCAGCUCAGGCACCACCGGCCUCCCCAAAGCUGUGAUGCUUUCUCAUCACAACGUGAUAGCUCAGUGUCACCAGCUUCGUCAGCUGCAGCUGCUACCCGCCGAUGGCCGCUACCGGAUCCUCGCCGUUAUGCCGCUAUUCCACAUCACGGGGCUUGUACGAUUCUGCCACUACCCGGUGUUCAUGAACGGAGAGUCCAUCAUGUUGCCAAAAUUUACCAUGGACUCGAUGUUAAGCGCAAUUAUCGAGCAUGUUGUGGAAGAACUCAUUCUCGUCCCGCCCAUAAUAGUGCGCGUGGUUCGGGACCCUGUUGUUGACAAAUACUUGCCGGAUCUGAGGCGUAUAGUGAAGAGAUGGUCAUCAGGCUCCGCGCCGUGUUCGCCCGAGAUAAUUGACCAGCUUCAUGCCAAGUUUCCCAACACCGGGUUCCGCCAGGGCUAUGGCGCUACGGAAUCCACAGCGUGCAUAUCUUCUCAUCCACCGUCCCACUUUGACUUUAAAUACGCCAAGACCGGCGGUAAGCUGGUUGCUAACACGAUUGCCAAGGUUCUCUCUCUCGAUGAGCCCAGAAGACUUCUUGGUCCGGGAGAGACUGGCGAGAUUUGUGCCCAGGGACCUCAGAUCGCCAUGGGCUAUCUAGGCAAUGAAGAAGCAACAAAGGAGUCGUUCGAUGAGGAGCACUUUCUCCACACUGGGGAUGUCGGGCACAUUACAGAGGAUGGUCUGAUUUGUAUCGAGGACAGAAUCAAGGAAAUGAUCAAGGUUAAAGGCCUCCAGGUCCCCCCGGCAGAGCUGGAAGACGUAUUGCUGAGCCAUCCCAACGUCGAGGAGUGUGCAGUCUUGGGUAUCCCGGACCCAUAUUCUGGCGAAAAGCCGAAAGCGUUUGUUGUCCCCAAGUCUGGUAUACGACCCAGUGAUUCCUUUGGGCAGGAAUUACUGUCCUUAGUAAAAGGGAGAAAGGUGCGCUAUAAGUGGUUAGCAGAGCUGGAGUUUACCGAUGAAAUUCCACGAAACGGCACAGGAAAGCUGCUGCGGAGAGUCUUGAAAGUCAUGGAACAAGAUCGGAAGCGACAGCGAGGAUUGACCGUAGUUGAGAAGAGAGUCUGGAUGGCCAAGCUUUGA